Messenger RNA from Cryptomeria japonica (Japanese cedar), 1395 nucleotides. Its product is annotated as scopoletin glucosyltransferase. Gene Ontology annotation, molecular function: UDP-glycosyltransferase activity. NCBI's taxonomy places the organism in Eukaryota, Viridiplantae, Streptophyta, Pinopsida, Cupressales, Cupressaceae. Bases 1 to 1395 code for a protein of 464 amino acids. The record is from RefSeq and is a predicted model, not a curated record. The transcript has 2 exons.
AUGAGUGGAUUGCAGAAGCCUCAUGUUGUGGCGGUGCCAUUCCCAGCGCUGGGUCACUUCAUUCCUUUUCUCGACCUCGCAAAACUCCUCGCUUCCAAUGGCCUUGCAGUCAGUUAUGUCACAACGCCUGGAAAUGUCACCUUCCUGCAGGAUUACAUCGAUCAAGCUCUCGAUAUCAAGCUUGUUGCCCUUCCCACGCCCGCCGUGGAAGGCUUACAAGGACGAGAGAGGAGCGAUUUGUGUCCGUGGGAGUCGAAAAACCUAAUCUUUGAAAUGGCAGAAAGGCUCCAAAGCCCUUUCGACGCUUGGAUGGAGCAGCAAUUCCACCAACAAAAAGCAGCACCUCCUGUGUGUCUUGUUUACGAUACGUUUACAGGGUGGGCUGUAGACACAGCCCAAAAAUAUAACGUCGCCAGUAUUUUGUUCAAUACCUGUGGGGCCUUUGCAACAAGUCUGCUGCAUUCCAUUUCCUGUUCAAUAUUGCAGAACGCGUUGGAGAAAGACGGGGAGGACAGUCUUGUGGUGAGCUUCAUUAAUCUGCCUCGUCCUCUCAGACUGUUUAAACAUGAGGUAUCCCCACUUUACUUCAAUCCAGAUCUUUCAAACUUCAUUCAACGUUAUGCUAGUCAGUGUUACCAGCAGAUUGGCAAAGGCUCGGGAAUACUGAUCAAUAAGUUCCAUGAGCUCGAGCCUUUCUAUGUCCAACAUUUGAAAAGUUUGACGGCUAAACCAGUUUGGGCCAUAGGCCCUGUGCAUCCAAAAAAUUUAUCUGGGGGAUCAGGUAAUGUUAACACUACAGGGAAAAUGGUGGGCAUCAAUGAACAAGAACUAGUUUUCUGGCUGGAUUCGCAAAGCCCUCGUUCCGUUGUGUAUGUUUCUUUUGGAAGCCACACUUUCUUAUCAGAAGAACAAACGCAUGCCUUGGCCAGAGAGGGCUUUCUGGAGCGAACAAAAGAGAGAGGGUUAAUCAUACGCGGCUGGGUUCCGCAGCUUGUAAUUCUUUCCCAUGUUUCGGUGGGUGCCUUCAUAAGCCACUGCGGAUGGAACUCUGCACUGGAAAGCAUUUCUCUUGGUGUUCCAAUUCUUGCAUGGCCCAUGUUUGGAGAUCAGCACUUCAAUUCAAAGCUUUUUGCAGAAUUAGGCGUAGGAAUUCAGUUCUGCCAACACAGAGAUGAGAUUCCGAAGGAGGAAAGAGUAAAGGAGGUUGUGGCAAUGGCUCUACUUGGGCAGAAAAAAGAAGAGAUGAGAGAGCGCGCAGAGAAGGUGAGGGAGAUGGCUACAAACGCUAUCAAAGGGGAAGGAUCUUCAGUUGCCGAUUUGAGAGGUUUUGUCAGUGACAUGCAUAAGUUAAAUUCCAGACCGACUGAGCACAAGAGAGGUGGAAUGGAAUCUUGA